Molecule: messenger RNA, 801 nt
Organism: Alternaria atra
Lineage: Eukaryota; Fungi; Ascomycota; Dothideomycetes; Pleosporales; Pleosporaceae
Exons: 1
Coding region: 1-801 (266 amino acids)
Source: RefSeq, a predicted model, not a curated record
AUGCGCCUUCCAGCCAUCCCGAUACUCUCUCUCCUCAUCACCGCCAUCGAUGCACACGGCCGAAUAACUACAAUAACAACUUCCACCGGCACCAUUUACCCAGGCUGGGACCCCGCGUCCUCCUCCAACCUAACACCCCCUUACCCCCUCGCCGCAUGGUCCGCCUCAAACCUCGGGAACAUCUACAUCCCCCCCUCCCAAUUCAGCACCUCAAACAUCGCCUGCCACUACAACGCCGUACCUGGAGCUCUCCACGUUCCCGUAACAGCUGGCGAAGAGCUAAAACUUCAAUGGAACGAAUGGCCAACGUCGCAUGUGGGACCUGUCAUGACGUAUCUAGCGGAGUGCCAGGGUAGUUGCGCUGACGUAACGGGAGAGGAGUUGCAAUGGGUGAAGAUGGAUGAACUGGGGUGGCUGAACAGUACAGGCUGGGAUGAAUUGGACCUAGGUGGAACGUGGGCGGCGGAUAUGCUCAUCGCGAAUGGGUUUUCGUGGGUGGUGAAGAUACCAGAUGUACUUGCUGAGGGAGACUAUGUUUUAAGACAUGAGAUUAUCGCGCUGCAUGUAGCGGAGAAAUUGGAUGGUGCACAGGCAUAUCCGCAGUGUGUGAAUUUGCGGGUUGCGACAAGUGGGAGGAAUAGGGAGGCAAGGAAACUGGGUGGUGGGGUGAAGGGGAGGGAGUUGUAUGGGAUGAGGGAUAAGGGGAUAUUGGUGGAUGUACAUCGGAAGAUUGAGGGUUAUGAAAUACCGGGGCCCAAGGUAUGGGAGUAUGCGACGACGGUAGGGCAGCCUUAUCAAUAG